Podospora anserina S mat+ is the source of this 1008-nucleotide messenger RNA. RefSeq lists its product as uncharacterized. The annotation marks the transcript as partial. NCBI's taxonomy places the organism in Eukaryota, Fungi, Ascomycota, Sordariomycetes, Sordariales, Podosporaceae. The transcript is spliced from 2 exons. The record is from RefSeq and is a predicted model, not a curated record.
AUAGUCUGUCAACUAACACGCCUACUUUGCCGCCAACUAGAGACGUUUGAGCUGUUUGCCCAGGAGCUCCCCUCGCAGAAUCUUGGCUUCGUCGACUCCAAGGCCUCCACAGUCGAACUGACCAUCGCUGGCCGGGAUCUUACCAUCCAUCAGUCACCUGGCGUGCUGUCAUCCAACCGUGCCGGUGGCACAACAGGAGCUGGUAAACAACUCCUCCCCCGGCCCCUUUCCGACCCCUUUCCCGCCGUCACACCGCCGUUGAUAACGCUUACAAGGCUACGGACACGUCACAUCCGAACGUCAGCCUUGCUCAUCGUCUGGAAAGUUACACCUCUCUUUGCAGAAUGGAUCAGCUCUGCAUCAUCUCUGCUUUUCCAGUCUGAGAUCCUGUCCUCGAACUCUCUCGUGUUGGAGCUAGGGUGUGGCAUCUCAGCACUGGUCGGCCUGUGCCUGGCGCCUCGUGUCAAGGGCUACGUCUUGACCGAUCAGCCUUAUGUCGCCAAGUUUGUUGAGCAAAACGUUGCCGAAAAUUCUCACAUCUCAGCCUCCUCCACUGGCAAAGGAAAGGCAAAAGGGAAGAAAACAAAGGCGACGGCGGCCAGUCACUCAAAAGACAACAAUGUCGUCUUUACUCCCUUGGAUUGGGAAACAGACGAAGCGACGCCCUCUCUUCUGACCGACCUGCCAGACACAGCAGGAAGAAAGAGCUUCGAUGCUAUCAUUGCAUGUGACUGCAUCUACAACGAAGCGCUCAUCGACCCGCUUGUGUCUACAUGCGCUGAUAUCUGCCGGCUGAGAACUCAAGAGUCUGACACCGAGGCAGAUCCCACCAUCUGUGUGGUUGCGCAACAGCUGAGGGACGAUCAAGUGUUUGAAGGAUGGCUCGCGAGAUUUAUGGAGUCUUUUCACACAUGGAGAGCUCCUGAUGAGUUGUUGCCAAAUGGGUUGAAGCCGAGCUCGGGGUUUGUGGUUCAUAUUGGGAUAUUGAAGGAGGCAUAUACCCCUUAG